Physcomitrium patens is the source of this 3674-nucleotide messenger RNA. RefSeq lists its product as uncharacterized. The record is from RefSeq and is a predicted model, not a curated record. Lineage: Eukaryota; Viridiplantae; Streptophyta; Bryopsida; Funariales; Funariaceae.
AGGUGCAUCGAAGCAUCCACUCCCUCAUCACGCUCCGAUUCUCUUGCAGUCCGUGUAAAAAUACCCGACGAUCGUCCGACUCGAUGUCCGUGUAAAAAUACCCCGCCCAUCGUACCUCCACUGCCUCCCCCGAUCCAUCCCCAGCUCGCUUUGGAGCGAAUCGUCUGGUGUGCCCAUCGUCGGCGAGUUUUUCUCCCAGCACGAUGCGUUUAAUCCGUUAGGUGGGUUCCAUGUUGCUGGUCUCAGCUCCUUGCUUAGACGUGCGGGUUUGUGUGCAGGAGCCAAGCGUGUCGCAGUCCCUCGUUCAAAGUCUUUAGACUGGUGGACUGUGCAGUGGAGAGUGUCGAAGUAGGACCGGCUUCUGGAUUCUGGUCUGAUGGUUGUCGGAAUGUGAGCGUUUCGUUGUGCUUAAAUGAGUUUUCGAUUAUCGAGUUCCCGGUGGAGAUCGUUUGAUGAACUGGAGUGAAGCGACGUGCUAGCAAUGCCAGUGCCCAUAUGUCCCUGCAGUAUCCGUGUCCGAUCCAACUACUCCUAGAAGCAGAGGAGAUAGUUGUAAUUACUGUAGACGAGGGUGUCUAGAGGACAAGAACAAGCUUGAGGGAUGGUGAGUUGAUUGUGUUCAGAGGCUUGAGGAAGCGACUGUCACGGAGAUUGCGAAGGUGCUUGCGGUUUUAGGUUUUGUGGUAGCUGCUUGGUGACUUCCACAUCUGGACUUGCGGAGGCUUUGGGUUCAGCGUAGAGUGUGAUACUCUCAGUGGCCCACGUAACCAGAGUUGUAAGCGCGCGGUCGUUAUCGCAAUGGAAUCCAUCGUCGCAAGCUGUUAGACAUUUGAAAUCUGGUUCUAGCUCAGAAAGGGACUGAACAGAAUGGCUGUCCCCACACCACCGGAGCUGAUAGCAUUGUCCAUCCCGCGGUUCUCGACGUUUCGACACUCCCUGAUACCACUGCCUGCUAGUAUCAAGCAAGAGCUCAGAGAUCGUAGUCCAAAAUCUGUAAUUUCCGACAUGCGCUUUAUUAGUCCAGGAUCGUCGUCUUCAAGUAGCGCCGAGCGUCGUACUAUCUCAGAUCUGCCAAACUCCAUCAAGAGCCAACCUGGGCGUGGGCGAAGUCUCCGCCUCUCCGACGAAGCCGACCCUGAUCCCAUUUCUCAAGAGCUUGGUAAGCCUGGGAAUUCCUUACCACUAGUGUCAAUGGUAAAAGAUACAUCACAUGUGUCGGCACUGGAAACUCCCAAUUCAGCUGUUCUUAUUGCAAACAAGCGAGGGGGUGACAAGUCGAAAACCAGAGUCCCUUCUGCUACGACUGUGAAAGCGACUGUGGCGUCGUCAUUGCCAACAGCCCUAAUCGUCUUAGCCGAACGCGCCGGCAGUGGUCCCAGAACUGUUCAGAGCCCUAGCCCACGUUCUUCAGCUGGGCUACGGGAUGAUCUAAACUCCAGGGCAACAGAUCGUGCAAUCUGGACAAGACCAACUCGAGAUGUAAACGCAAAUGGCAGAAGAUCCUAUCGAACGCCCACUGUAGCAUCAAAGUCUGCUGCUGAAGUUGAGGAUCGCGCCUAUCAACUCAGUGAAUCGUCAGAUUCAUCGAGGUCUUCCAUCAGACCUAACAAAACAAAAUCCGAAACCGAACCUCAACCUAGAAAUCUUAAAAUCCGGCCCACAUUUUCCGGGGAGCUUACUUGGAAUGGGAAAAUGCUAGAAAGAGUAGAUUCUACUAAGAGGAGGUCUGUAGGUCAAGGUGUAGCUGUCAACCGUCCUGCAACUUCCUCUCCAGGCUGCCAAGAGAAACCGAGGGCAGGUUCCAGAAACCAUACCCAUAAUGGGUCCUCCAUAAGUCCGACAGUUAAGAAAAGGGAGGAAUCUGUCAGCCCUGCAACCUCCACAGAUGUACCAGUGCGGCUCCGCACUCAGCGCCCAUUCUUGUCUGGUCCGAUCGUGGGGAGUAUGAUUCCAAAGCCUCCUCCAUCCAAAUGGGACGACGCUGAGAAAUGGAUCGUAAGCCCUGGUCGCAGCGAGAACCCGGCGAAGCCUCACUACCGGUCGUUGCAAAGCCUUUUGACAACAGGCAGAAGACAUUCAAUUACAAUCGGGCAGAGUUUACGCUCAAAGCAUGGAACGGGUAGUCCCGACUCUGCAGGCCCUACAAGGGAUAGCGCAUAUCCGCAAUUUAAGAAUGCAUUUCCAAAUGCUGGCGAAGUCGAAGGUGGUACGAAGCACACCUCUUCUCAAAAGAAGCAAUCUAAAGCGCUGUUCGGUGACUUUACAAGAAGGUUUGAUCCAUCUCCGAAAAAUACUCGCGCACUCGACCGUAAACAAGAACAUGUGAGGAGAGAAUCUGGUGGUCAGGGAGGAGAGUCGUCUUCGAGAGACACUCAAAUCAAAGCCCCUGUAAAUGACAAGCUUACGGAGUUGAACUUGGAGAUGCCUUCUUCAGCACAUAAACCGGUGUCAAGCGAAGAGCCUUCUAUUGUUAAACUGGAAAUUUCACAUUCGGCAUCAAAGGUAUCACUAGACGGCAAAUCUACGACGCAUUCACAUUCAGCUUCAAUGAGAGAGCCCAGCGCAGCGUCCGUGGCAGCAGAGUCUAUCAUAAAUCGUAACCCAGCAAGCUGCAAGGGCAUUUCCACCCAGAUAAUUCCCGGCGAAGGCCACAAGAAUCCAAUCUCUUCAUCAUCCGUAAGCGGGUUUACAAUCUCCCCCACUCGGCACAAUACCCCUGCAGGAAGGCGAGCAUCUUCGCUCGGAACCAUUCCCGGGUUAAUUGAUGUGCUUGAGCUUCAGACCGGCCACAUAGCGAAACUGGAGCUAAGAAAACUAACUGGUGACGAUCAACCUACUCUAGACAGAGGACAUGCCUGGACUACUCGCGAGGAGGAAGAACUCGAGACCGCUGCAAGUUUGCGUGAAGACCCAGAAGUCCUUGAGAGAGACCAGUUGACUGCCAAAGCUGCCACAUGGGAAGACGCUGAACAAGAAAAAUGCUUAGCCAGGUACAAGGAGGCUAAGAUUAAGGUUUGGGAAGAGCUCCAAAGAGCCCAAGCUGAAGCCGAGAUGAAGAGUACAGAGGUAAAGGUUGAGAAGAUACUCGCCCAUGCCACCGAGAAGAUGAAAGCCAGACUGGCGUUUGCAGCCAAAAAGGCCGCUGAAAUGAGAGCCGCUGCCAAAGUAGCCCAUAACGAUCGGGCUUCCAAAGCAGCAGAGAGGGCGGAGCUGAUGCGCAAAACGGGCAGGUAUUCUCCAAGCCCUCUGUCCGCCCUCCGGUGCUGCUUCCGAGGUUCCAUGACAACCCCUUCCACAUUGUAAAACUAUUGUCAGUGGAUCGUCAACGCCUCAGUUUUCUCCUGCAACCUCUUACCACUAUUCUGGUCAUAAUUCUGAGAUGAAUCUGGCCAUAUAAUGGACAAUGUGAGAGUUGGGCGCCAGCACAUAGCCAUCCAUCCAUUUUAUUGCUUGUUCUCAUAUAGGAUGACAUCUUGAAGUGAGGAUCGGUCAAUUGUGAGAAGGUUAUGAGUUGAAACCUUCCCGAUUGCGGUGCUCUUCAGCAUAUGGUCCUCACAAGGUCGUUUACCUUCAGUUUAGUACCUAGUAGCAGUUCAUUUAAUUCUACCAAUGUAGAGUCAUUCUAUAACAAAUGUACUUUUGCCUCCAACUUAUACAUGUAAUCCCUACUAGCA